UUUGAUGGGCCGUAUUCCCGAAGGUUCCACGCUCCUUUUUCAGCGUGAGUGCUGCGUCUGCGAACGAAGGCGCCGCAGUUACCGACAGCUCGCUUUUGAAUAAGCGUAACGCGGAGAACAGCACGCUGUUCUUCUUGUCAGGGAGCGAGCCAGCACAGGUCACCAUCACUUCGGACGCAGAUAGACCGAACAUGUCAGCUCAAAUCAUAAGCGGGAAAGAAGUUUCAGCGCAAGUGAGGCAGCGACUGAAGAAAGAUGUGGAGCACAUGAAACUCAAGGAUCCCAACUUCAGGCCCGGUCUGGUAGUUUUACAGGUCGGAGAUCGUGAAGAUUCAAAUCUGUACAUCAGCAUGAAGCUGAAGGCAGCAGCAGAGAUCGGCAUAAAUGCAACACAUCUGAGGCUUCCAAAGACUACAACCGAAGAAGAGGUUCUUCACAGCAUCAGAGAAGUGAACGAGAACUCGUCGGUCCACGGUCUCAUAGUGCAGCUGCCUUUAGAUUCGAUCCACAAGAUCAACACGGAGAGGGUCACUAACGCCGUGGCACCAGAGAAAGACGUCGACGGACUAACCAGCAUAAACGCAGGGAAGCUAUCUCGUGGCGAUCUGGGCGAUUGCUUCAUCCCGUGCACACCAAACGGCUGCAUGGAGCUGAUCAGGCAGACAGGCAUAUCUGUGGCCGGGAAAAGGGCUGUGGUGAUUGGCCGCAGUAAGAUCGUCGGUGCGCCCAUGCACGAUCUGCUGCUGUGGAAUCAUGCUACCGUCACCACCUGCCACUCUAAGACUGCAGAUCUGGCCGCAGAGGUGGGUAAAGCGGACAUCCUGGUUGUCGGUAUGGGCAAAGCAGAGAUGGUGAAAGGAGAGUGGAUCAAGAAGGGAGCGGUGGUUAUCGACUGCGGGAUCAAUCACGUUCCAGAUGAGACAAAGUCUAGUGGGAAGCGGGUGGUGGGUGACGUACACUUUGCCUCAGCUAAGGAGCAAGCUGGCUUCAUCACCCCUGUGCCAGGAGGAGUGGGACCAAUGACCGUCGCCAUGCUGAUGGGGAAUACAGUGUUGGGUGCAAAGCGCUUCCUUGACAGCCAUCAGCCUGGGAGGUGGGACAUUUCCUACACCAAGCUCAACCUUCAGAAGCCUGUUCCAAGUGACAUAGUGAUUUCUCGCUCCUGCGUCCCUAAGCCAAUCGACCGUCUGGCCAGAGAGGUCGGCCUGCUUUCUGAUGAAGUGGAGUUCUAUGGAAAAACUAAGGCCAAGGUCCAGCUGAGUAUUAUCAAGCGACUCCAGUCCCAGCCAGAUGGAAAAUAUGUGGUGGUCACGGGUAUUACCCCCACUCCAUUGGGUGAAGGCAAGAGCACCACAACGAUCGGCCUGGUCCAGGCCCUGGGAGCCCACAUGAAGCUCAACGUGUUCGCCUGCGUCCGACAGCCUUCUCAGGGACCCACCUUUGGCAUUAAAGGUGGCGCUGCAGGAGGUGGAUAUUCUCAAGUCAUUCCAAUGGAAGAGUUUAACCUCCACCUCACUGGGGACAUCCAUGCCAUCACAGCUGCCAACAACUUGGUGGCUGCUGCCGUCGACGCUCGCAUGUUUCACGAGGCGACACAGUCUGACAAGGCUCUGUACAAUCGCUUGGUCCCACUCAGUGGGGGGCAGAGGAAGUUCUCCCCAAUCCAGAUCAACAGACUGAAAAAAUUGGGUAUAGAGAAGAUCGAUCCUUCAGCUCUCACUGAUGAAGAGAUCACCCGCUUUGCACGCUUGGAUAUCGACCCAAGCUCCGUAACCUGGCAAAGAGUUUUGGACACAAAUGAUCGAUUCCUGAGGAAGAUCACCAUUGGCCAGUCGCCAACUGAGAAGGGGUAUACCAGAGAGGCCCAGUUCGACAUCACAGUUGCGAGUGAGAUCAUGGCCGUCCUCGCCCUCACCAGCAGCCUGGAGGACAUGCGGCGGCGCCUGGCCAAGAUGGUGGUGGCCACCAGCCGCAGCGGCGAUCCCAUCACGACCGAAGAUCUGGGUGUCAGCGGGGCUCUGACUGUGCUGAUGAAAGAUGCCAUCAAGCCAAACCUGAUGCAGACUUUGGAGGGAACGCCUGUUUUUGUCCAUGCCGGCCCCUUUGCCAACAUCGCCCAUGGAAACUCGUCCAUCCUGGCUGAUAAGAUCGCGCUGAAGCUGGUCGGGCCUGAGGGCUUUGUGGUGACAGAGGCUGGCUUUGGCGCCGAUAUCGGCAUGGAGAAGUUCUUUAACAUCAAGUGCCGCUACUCAGGCCUGAGGCCCCACGUGGUGGUCCUGGUGUCCACGGUCCGAGCGUUAAAGAUGCACGGAGGAGGACCGACGGUUACCGCUGGGAUGCCACUGCCAAAAGAAUACGUGGAGGAGAACCUGGAGCUUCUGAAGAACGGCUGCAGCAACAUGCGGAAACAAAUAGAAAACGCUCAACACUUUGGAGUACCAGUUGUAGUGGCUGUCAAUGGCUUCAAGACAGACACGGAGGCUGAGCUCGAUCUGGUCUGCAGCAUGGCCAAAGCUGCCGGAGCCUUCGAUGCCGUGCGCUGCUCCCACUGGGCUGAAGGUGGCGCUGGCGCUGUGGCCCUCGGUCAGGCCGUCCAGAGGGCCAGCGAGGCCCCCAGCAACUUCAAGUUCCUCUAUGAGUUGAAUCUCCCUAUUAGUGACAAGAUUCGAAUAAUUGCUCAGAAGAUCUACGGCGCGGACGAUAUUGAACUUCUCCCCGAGGCCCAACACAAGGUGGAGCUCUACGCCAAGCAGGGUUUUGGAAAUCUUCCCAUUUGCAUGGCCAAGACGCACUUAUCCCUCUCUCACGAAGCCGAGAAGAAGGGCGUGCCGACGGGUUUUGUCCUGCCGAUAAGAGACAUCCGAGCCAGUGUGGGCGCUGGCUUUCUCUUCCCAUUGGUUGGCACGAUGCCCACAAUCCCCGGUCUGCCCACCCGGCCUUGUUUCUACGAUAUCGACCUGGACCCUGAGACCGAACAGGUCAACGGGCUUUUCUGAAGAAGACGCCUCCUGUGUGUGUGACCGAGGUAAAGACGGUGCAUGCAUGCCUCUCAAACAGGAAAACGGAGACAAUGAUGGCUAAAUAUCCCUCUUUCUUUUUCCUCCUCCCACCUCGGAGUUUAGAAACGCCCGCCACACCCUCCUGGGUCAUAACAAACACUGGACGAGUUAGAACUGGAGCCGCCCCGAGCUGGGUUUGCACAGUUUCAUAUGAACAGGUGGCUUUUCCUAGAAAAUUACCUCCAUAAAUGGUUGAUUCAAAGAAUGAAAUUACAGGGCAGGUUUUUGUUCUGUUCUGUUUUGCAAGAACAAAGUGUCCUAUUGAAGUUUUCUAGAAGAUAUUCGACUGCUCAGACACAUUUCAUAUCUCAAAACUCCUAAAUCAACAAACACAACCGUUAAAGCCUUACAUUAGCUAUCCGUUUAUAUUUGUGAACACUAAUCUGAAGGCUUGUUCUCGAGUUCAUGUCCUUAAAAUAGACUAAUUACAUUUUUUUAAAUCAAUUUCAAAAAACUAAUAAGUCUUAAAUAUGUAAUGCUGCCUUAAAAAGUCUAUUUUUAGUAUAUUUAGUAGAUUUGUUGUUCUAAUUUCUUGUUUUUGCUCCCCUGUAUAUUAAUUAAGUUUUUUAUAUCUCAAUUACUGUGAAACUUCCCUGUUAUUUUGUUUAAAAUCCAAUGUUUUUCCUAAUCUGCUAAAAAAAAAAGGACCAAAAUAAAGUGGCUUUAACUGGAA
This is a messenger RNA of Fundulus heteroclitus (mummichog), 3732 nucleotides long. It is a transcript of the gene mthfd1b, whose product is annotated as methylenetetrahydrofolate dehydrogenase (NADP+ dependent) 1b. Gene Ontology annotation, cellular component: cytosol. Gene Ontology annotation, biological process: tetrahydrofolate interconversion. The transcript is spliced from 27 exons. Lineage: Eukaryota; Metazoa; Chordata; Actinopteri; Cyprinodontiformes; Fundulidae. Bases 192 to 2996 code for a protein of 934 amino acids. Gene Ontology annotation, molecular function: ATP binding; formate-tetrahydrofolate ligase activity; methylenetetrahydrofolate dehydrogenase (NADP+) activity. The record is from RefSeq and is a predicted model, not a curated record.